Molecule: messenger RNA, 381 nt
Organism: Hansenula ciferrii
Lineage: Eukaryota; Fungi; Ascomycota; Saccharomycetes; Phaffomycetales; Wickerhamomycetaceae
Exons: 1
Coding region: 1-381 (126 amino acids)
Source: RefSeq, a predicted model, not a curated record
AUGCAAUUAUCAUCAAUUUUGCUCCAAGGUUUAUUAUUAUCCAGCGUUAUUGCCUCUCCAACUGGUUCUACUACAGCUGCUACUCCAGAUGUUUCUGAAGGUUCAUAUGCUGAUAAUUCCACUGAGAUAUCAGCUGCUGGUGGAAACCAUCACCUUUGCUUUGAAGCUAAUGAAGGUCAGAAUUGUCAUGGUAAGAGUAUCGGAGCUUGUUCUAAAUAUCAACAAGGUAAAGGUCUCAAUUCUGGUCAGGCUAAAAGCUAUUGUUCUUUCUGGUGUAGCAAAAUUAGAGACGUCUAUGCUUGUAAAGACAACAAGAAGAAGUUUAAUUAUCAUCCUAAGUGGGGUUGUGAUGGUCAAAAGUAUUGUUAUAUGUGGCGUUGA